AUGCUGAUGACCACUUACCUUCUGUCCACCUGGAGAGAGGCUACACUGAACAUAGCCAUUAGCCUCAGUGGGUCUAAAAUUACCCUGGCAGACAGUAGUAGAGUGGUAGAGAUUAAAGGAGAGGAUGAGAAAGGGUGAAGGUGAAGAAAGAAAUCAAUGGGUCCGCUAAGGUCUUUACUGGAAUUGCUAUCAGUACAGCCAAGAAGACAGAAAGGAGUUUAAGUGACCAGAAUUAACUUAACUACCAGAGUUUAAAAGCAACACUUACACAGUACACCAACAUCCUGAAUACAAAUUCACAUUUUAGCAGACACUCUUACCCAGAGCGACUUACAGUUAGUGAGUGCAUACAUUUUUCAUACUGGCCCCCCGUGGGAAUCGAACCCACAACCCUGGCAUUGCAAGCGCCAUGCUCUACCAACUGAGCUACACGGGGCCCACAUGAACGUUGAUGUGUGCUGAAACAGGGAAUAGGGGUUGCAUGAAGAGAGCUCCUCUGGCUGACACAUGACUGUUGUGACUGUAGAGGCAGAGGCUGUCUCACCCUGUAAAUCUCUGGAUUUGUGGCGGCAGGUCUUGAAAUGGAUGUUACCAUAACUUAGCCUGUAUGAUCUCAACCCAGAGCUGUUUAAACUGACACUAAAUCACAGGUGAUGGCCUCACCCUAUUUCACUGAAUGGAUUGUUUAUUGAGAGCGUUAGAAGCUGAUAAAGAUAUAGUUCUGGCUUUAGAUCUCAGCUUUAUGCCCCCGUGUUUGAUUUUGAGGAUAUCUUACCAUAGACUUUACAGCCCUUUCCUCAAUAGAUAACAUAGAUGGUCAUAUAAUGAGAAUGAGGGUCCAUAGUCAUCCUUAUUAAAAAUAGGACUAUUUCCUAUAGGAAAGAACAACUAUGAAAAGCAAUCAGCCAGAGCAGCUAACCCUACAUUAUCCUGUCAAAUGUAAUAUCAAAAUGUAGAUUUCCACAUAAAUAGACAUAACCAAAAGUAAUUAUUUAUCAUGAGAGGGCCGUAAACAAUACCUAGUAAUGCUUAUACUGCCAGAAAGAUUAAAAAUCUCACCUUUCUGGUCAAAAUAGUUAUAAAUUGCUGAGGUGUAGUCACUUUUGAAGACACAAGCUCAAGUACAAAUAUGAAAAUAUGAAAAACCUUAUGAUUUCUUUCCUAUUCAACAAAAGUGGGGGAAUAGGGCUUGAAAUUAUUGAAAUGCUUUCUAGUUAUAUUUGUUUAUACUAAUACCUCAGAGAAAUAAAUGUGUUUAACAAGUAAUAAAAACAAAUUUGGUCCCAUAUUCCCAGCACGCAAUGACUACAUCAAGCUUGUGACUCUACAAACUUGUUGGAUAUAUUUUCAGUUAGCUUUGGUUGUGUUUCAGAUUAUUUUGUGCCCAAUAGAAAUUAAUGGUAAAUCAUGUAUUGUGUCAUUUUGUAGUCACUUUUAUUUUAAAUAAGAAUAUAAUAUGUUUCUAAAGAUUAAUGUGAAUGCUACCAUGAUUACAGAUAAUCCUGAUUGAAUCGUGAAUAAUGUUGAGUGAGAAAGUUACAAAGAUCAUAACCCCAAGACAUGCUAACAUCUCACCAUUACCAAUAACAGAGACGCCAUUGAAAUGGCUUGUCACGGUCGUCGUUAAUAGAGGAAGCGGACCAAAGCGCAGCGUGUCCAAGAAACAUGACUUUAUUGAAAUAACGUAACCAAACAAAAGACGACUCAAUGAAGUCCAACAGUAACACUGACUGAAAAGGAACAAAAACCCACAAACCAAGGAGAAACCACACAGUUUAAAUAUGGCUCCCAAUCAGAGAUAACGAGCCGACAGCUGACACUCGUUACCUCCGAUUGGGAGUCAUAUGACUAAUCAAGAACAAUCACCCAACAUAGAAAUGAACAACUAGAAUCCCCAACAUAGAAAUACACCCAAACAAUGAAAUUGAACAACCCUGGCUCAAUAAUCAAAGUCCAUGGAGCCAGAGUGUCACAGUACCCCCCCCUAAAGGUGCGCACUCCGGGCGCACCAGCAUACAGUCUAGGGGAGGGUCUGGGUGGGCGUCUGUCCAUGGUGGCGGCUCUGGCCCAGGUCGUGGUCCCCACCCCACCUUAGUCACUAUCCGCUUCCGUAGCCCCCUCCACCUGACCACCCCCCAAUUAAACCCCACUGGAUUAAGGGGCGGCACCGGACUAAGGGGCAGCACCGGACUAAGGGGCAGCACCGAACUAAGGGACAGUACCUGACUAAGGGGCAGCACCGGACUGAAUGGCGGAUCCUGGCUGGCUGGCUCUGGCGGAUCCUGGCUGGACGGCUCUGGCGGAUCCUGGCUGGACGGCUCUGGCGGAUCCUGGCUGGCGGAAGGCUCUGGCUGAUCCUGUCUGGCGGAAGGCUCUGGCUGAUCCUGUCUGGCGGAAGGCUCUGGCUGAUCCUGUCUGGCGGAAGGCUCUGGCUGAUCCUGUCUGGUGGAAGGCUCUGGCUGAUCCUGUCUGGCGGAAGGCUCUGGCUGCUCCUGUCUGGCGGAAGGCUCUGGCUGAUCCUGUCUGGCGGAAGGCUCUGGCUGCUCCUGUCUGGCGGAGAGCUCUAGCGGCUCCGGUCUGGCGGACGGCUCUGAAAGCUCAUGGCAGACGGGCGGCUUUGCAGGCUCAGUACAGACGGGCAGUUCCUGCGGCGCUUGGCAGACGGACAGUUCAGACGGCGUUGGGCAGACGGGCAGUUCAGACGGCGUUGGGCAGACGGACAGUUCAGGCCCCGUUGGGCAGACGGGCAGUUCAGACGGCGUUGGGCAGACGGACAGUUCAGACCCCGUUGGGCAGACGGCAGACUCUGGCCGUCUGAGGCGCAUCGUAGGCCUGGUGCGUGGUGCCGGAACUGGAGGUACCGGGCUGAGAACACGCAUCUCAGGGCUAGUGCGGGGAGAAGCAACAGGGCAUACUGGACCCUGGGGACGCACCGUAGGCCUGAUGCGUGGUGCCGGAACUGGAGGUACCGGGCUGAGGACACGCAUCUCAGGGCUAGUGCGGGGAGAAGCAACAGGGCAUGCUGGACCCUGGGAACGCACAUAAGGGCUAGUGCGGAGAGCCGGAACAGGGCAUGCUGGACCCUGGGGACUCACAUUAAGCCUAGUGCGGAGAGCAGCAACAGGACGCACAGGACUCGGGAGACACACAGGAGGCUUGGGGCGUGGUGUAGGCACUGGUGGGAAAGGGCUGGCGAUGCGCACCGUAUCCCUGGUGCGAGUGGCCGGAACAGGCCGGGCCGGGCUGGCGAAGCGCACCGUAUCCCUGGUGCGAGUGGCCGGAACAGGCCGGGCUGGGCUGGCGAAGCGCACCGUAUCCCUGGUGCGAGUGGCCGGAACAGGCCGGGCUGGGCUGGCGAAGCGCACCGUAUCCCUGGUGCGAGUGGCCGGAACAGGCCGGGCUGGGCUGGCGAAGCGCACCGUAUCCCUGGUGCGAGUGGCCGGAACAGGCCGGGCCGGGCUGGCGAAGCGCACCGUAUCCUUGGUGCGAGGGGUCGUAACAGGCCGGACCGUACUGGAGGCACACACCACUGGCUCUACCCCGGGAACUGGAACGGGCCGGACCGGACUGGAUACACACCUCAGUCUCUCACGCCGUGCCUCUACAUCUCCUUUCCCUACUUUGGCCAGUGACCCCCGUAACCUGGUUGCCUCUUGAAUUCGCCCCUUCUCUGCCUCCGUUAGCCCCUUCGUCCAAGCCAUGUGCCCCCCCCAAAAAACUUUUUGGGGUUGCCUCUCGUCCUUCCAACGAUGAUGGCCCUGCUGACGCCGUUGCUCCUCUCGCCGUCGUCUCUCCACCGUUUCGCUCCAUGGACGGCGAUCCAUCCCAUCCAGGAUCUCCUCCCAAGUCCAGGACCCCUUUCCAUCCAAAAUCUCCUCCCAUGUCCAGGAAGCCUUUGGAGCUGGGUCCUGUUGCCGCUUGACACGCUGCUUGGUCCUUUGAAGGUGGGUUUUUCUGUCACGGUCGUCGUUAAUAGAGGAAGCGGACCAAAGCGCAGCGUGUCCAAGAAACAUGACUUUAUUGAAAUAACGUAACCAAACAAAAGACGACUCAAUGAAGUCCAACAGUAACACUGACUGAAAAGGAACAAAAACCCACAAACCAAGGAGAAACCACACAGUUUAAAUAUGGCUCCCAAUCAGAGAUAACGAGCCGACAGCUGACACUCGUUACCUCCGAUUGGGAGUCAUAUGACUAAUCAAGAACAAUCACCCAACAUAGAAAUGAACAACUAGAAUCCCCAACAUAGAAAUACACCCAAACAAUGAAAUUGAACAACCCUGGCUCAAUAAUCAAAGUCCAUGGAGCCAGAGUGUCACAUGGCUGAUGACUCGAUAUAAUUUCAGCUUUACGCACGAAGUGAUUUCGUCCCUCUGUGACCAAGAGAAAGUGGUCUUGUUUCAAUUCAACUAAAUUAUUUUGUAUUUUUUCAUGUUGUGAGCUCUAAAUCCAUCUGAGAACAUUACAGUGAGAUGAGACUGCUUUAUCUGCAAUCGCUAGGCUCUCCGUUUCAUGUGCAGGAUUGCAAGCAGAGCUGUAAGGUUCACAGCCAGAGGAAAUCGAUCCUUUGUCUGGCUAUGCCAGAAAAUGUGUUGUUCCCUAUGCAAAUGAGGUGUCAGAUUUCACAUACUGCAUCUCAGCUGAGAGCGGAGAGCGGCAUGUGGAGAGGGACAACCAGAGUGUUCACGGAGUGCACAGCAAUUGAUGUUGCGCCGUUUACAGAGUCCUCUGUACACAUAAAUGUUGUCCAGAACCGGUCCAGAACCGCUCAAAGUCCCCUAAAUAAGGGACUUAACGUAUAUUAAACCAGCUAAUAUCUUUACAAAGGAGGGUCCAUUCUCAUUUAGGUUCCUGUGCUGCAGUAUCAAUUCCCUCUUGAUGGAAUGGAUAGAUGGAUAUCCCUCGCUCAUUUGCUGUUAAAUGAGACCUAAUACAGGAAAAGCUCAGUGUUCUUGAGAUGCAUCUUACUUAUUAUGCAGACAAAAGCUGCUUUGAAGUUCUUUGUUUUGUUUAUGUUGUAGAAACUGCCGGUCCAAGUAGAAUGAUACUGCUGGCCACAAGCAAAGUGGGUACAUUAAAUUAGAACAAGAGAGAAUACUUUUUGUUGUUUAUGUUAUUUUAUCUUUUCAUGGUAACGGGCAGUGAGAAAGGUUGGCUGUGCCCAUGAGUCCGAACCAAGCGGAGCCCUAGGCCUGUGGGUGGCUUUCUGCCCACCUUGCUGGGAGGCAUUGGAUUUGGAUGGCGGUCUGAGACCGACUCUGCUGCUCAGCCUCAUUAAAACAAUAGUACAGAGAAUAUUCCCCUACGCCACCCACACGCCCCGUCGCAGUCGAACUUCAACAGGCUCUUUCCUUCUUUAUUUCUCUCUCUCUCUCUCUCUCGCUCUUUCUCUGUACUCUCUUUUUCUCUCUUCCUACCCCCCCCCCCCCCCCCCAUUUGCUCUACUCCCCCCUCUAUCUCUCCUCUCUCUCUCUCCGCCCACACAGUGAGCUGAGAAAGCAGGAUGCUCCAGCAGGAACUGGGAAAUACCCACAUCCUCUGAGCCCUCAAGCUGCCAAAAUACAGCACAACACAAAACGAAAGUUGAUGCAUGGCUCUGUUGGCUCAGGAGGUGUAGCCUACAUCUUGCAGAUCUUGCACAAAGCAAAAGCCCCAGAGCCACUCUGCUGAGGAGAACUAGGGAGAGACAGAUGGGGCUCCCUGGCAUUUAGAGGGGAGAGUGAAGGAGCAACCAGUCAAUGCCAAUGAGGUUUAUUACCAUAUAGAGGAGUGGCAGAGUACACCUUAUAUUCCUAUGGGGAAAUCAGCUUGCCAUUCUAAUCCUUAGGGGUUAUUAGAGAGAAAAGGAUAGCAAAAUAAAAACAGAUCUUACAACAUACAGAGCAAAAUAACAAGAGAGCAGCCCAGACUGGGAAUGCAGAGGAAGGGAGAGUGGAAUGGAUGGUGAUCGAGGGAAGGAGGGAAAGCGAGAGUAGGAAGUAGAGAGAGGGAGUUGAAUUAUAGCCCACUCGAGGAAUCAAUAACCUCUCAAAUCUGAGCUCCAGUUAGCUGCUGCGGGCCUUUCCCUGGCUGCUCCAGAGCAGAUAGGCUGACAGAUGUGAGGACCACAGGCAGCCCAUUUAUGAAGCUCCUGCUCCCACACAACCUAGGAGCAGGAGGGGAGAGGAGAGGGGGUUCAAACCCCAGGAAAACAGGACUGUGACUAAGAGGAGAGGGAGGGACCUCAGGCUAAAGUGUACACGUCUGGAGUGUAACCUAGUACAUCCUCCCAGCGAACUACAGAAAUGCUGUAUUUAUAUGGAAAUCUCUCUCCAUGCCCACUUUGUCAUUGUCAAUUGUUUUAAAGACUUCCUCCCCCUGACUUCCUCCUACUGUAAUGUCCUGCUGGAGACUAGAGCAGGGAGCUCAACCCUCGCCCCAAAUCCAUAACAUAUUCUUCCAUGACACAUCUAGAGUCCUGCACUUCAGUGCCACCUCCGCACGGUACAGCUGCCUCAGAGCUUUCAAAUGAAUAUUUAAUCAGACUAUGGCAGGGAGCAGGUUUUUGUUUAGUGCCUCUAUUCUGUAUAGUCUCAGAGCUAGUGAGGGAUGUGAUGAUGCACCAUGACAGAGACAGAGGUCCAGUAGCACCACUCUUUGAACUCUCCAUACACUUUGAACUCUCCAUACACUUUGAACUCUCCAUACACUUUGAACUCUCCAUUUACUUUGAACUCUCCAUACAGUUUUAUUUUUUAUUUCACUAGUCCAGUCAUUUGAAGAUUGGUAUGAUCAUUAAAUGCCAUAUCCUUAAUUUGCCAUCACCACAGAUUCCAUCUUCUUUUAAAACAGAUUGCUCUUCUACUAUAUGCUGAGAUAGGGUUGAGUAAAUCACAUUGUCAGCAGUGCCAGUUUGAUGCCUCUUUGCCCACUGACAGCUCUGUGGAAAAGGGACAGUAUAGCCAAUGUCAGCCGUGCCCUGUGGAAAGUGACUUUUUGAAUUUUUUGGGCUGUUCUGAGGGAAGAAGGGAGGGUGGGAGAGAGGGAGAGAGAGAAACACACACUAAUACAUGACAUUCACCAAAAACACUUCUCAAAACAAUUCUCCCAAUUCUCUUACAUUCUGUUUUUAUUGCCUGGUUGCAGUGGGACCUCUGUUCCCGUGUCAUGUUAAACAACAUCCAUAGUCCCCCAUAACAGGGCUCUCUGUACAUCGAUAAAGACAGGCUCAUUAAGUUAAGAUCAUUUGUUUUCACACGCUAGAGGAUACCUAUCUGCCAAUAUAGGAUGCUUGGUCUCAGCUUCGUUAUCAUGUAUACUAAAUGGCUAUUCUGUGCUCUAGAGUCUGAGAACCAAAACAACUUGCAUACAAGAUUGGCUUUUCAAUUAUAUUCUUUGUGUAGUUUCUAACCGUCUCUGGUCUUUCCUUUCACAGUCUUAAAACCACACUGAAGAAGAAGCUGACCAACGACAUGGUCAACCUGUCUGGCAUCCCUCUGUCUGGCCGAGACGUCCACCGGGUGGCCUACUACCUCCAAAGUAACGGCGACUUUGUGUCGGCCGUGGACCUCAGCUUCACCGAGCUGCAGGACGAGAGCCUGCGUCUGCUGCUACCCCACCUGGGCUCCAUGCCCAAACUUACCACCCUGGCAAUCAACGGCAACCGUCUGACGGUGGGCGUGCUGAAGGACCUGAUGGAGAUGGUGAAGAACCCCCUGCAGUUCCCCAGCCUGGCCUGGGUGGACCUGGGCAACAACGUGGACAUCUUCACCGUGCCACAGCCUCUCCUAGUGGCCCUGCGCAGACGCUUCGGCCUCCGGAGCAGCCUGCCCACCAUCUAUGAGUACAGCGAGGUGCAGGUCUAUAGUAGUUAUACCCUGGAGACCUCUAUUGAAGAACCCAGCCUGUAUGAAGAGGAAGAGGGGGGAAAGAGGGAGGAGGAGGAGGAGGGGGAGGGGGAAGAGGAUGAGGAUAAACUGGAGCUGGAGGCGUGGGGUGUUGGGGGGAAGGUUAUAUCUACGAAUGUGGCUCUGCACUACUGUGAGAGGUGA
Molecule: messenger RNA, 8030 nt
Organism: Coregonus sp. 'balchen'
Lineage: Eukaryota; Metazoa; Chordata; Actinopteri; Salmoniformes; Salmonidae
Source: the annotation of a GenBank genome assembly